UCUGUUACGUAUUCAGUAGCACGUGUGUCGGCGACAUGCCUAAGCGUCGCUGCUCAAGGGGUUCUGCUUCUCGUCAUGCGCCAUUGGCAGAUCAAAUCCUUCAGGAAGGCACUGUGAAGCCUACGUUUCGGGGUAAACGACGGGGGCAGGCGGCAGGAGGUGCAGAAGAUGACAGCUACGUGGAUGAAAAGCUGUCCCGUAGGAUCCUGGAGCAAGCUCGGCUCCAGCAGGAAGAGCUUGAAGCCGAGUAUGGGCCGGGACACGUGGCUCCGAAGGAGAAGACAAGUGUACUCGAUACUAAAAAAGCAGAUGGUUCAGAUUCAGAAGACGAUGAAUGGCUGCCACUGAAAAAAGCUGAAAUUCAGGACUCUGAGUACAAUGAUGAUGUUGAGGUUAACCCUCAGGAUGAAAAGGCCAUUGAGAUGUUCAUGAACAAAAACCCACCUCUGAGACAGACCCUUGCUGAUAUCAUCAUGGAGAAAAUUACGGAGAAGCAGACAGAGGUAGACACUAUGAUGUCAGAUGUUUCUGGGCGGCCAAUGCCACAGCUGGAUCCCAGGGUGCUAGAUGUUUACAAGGGAGUAAAGGAGGUUCUGUCAUCGUACCGCAGUGGGAAGCUACCCAAAGCAUUCAAGAUUGUCCCUGCCUUGUCUAACUGGGAGCAAAUUCUGUAUAUAACAGAACCUGAGACAUGGACAGCUGCAGCUAUGUACCAGGCCACCAGGAUCUUCUCUUCCAAUUUAACAGAGAGAUUGGCACAGCGAUUCUAUAACCUGGUCUUGCUCCCUCGUGUGCGAGAUGACAUUGCAGAAUACAAGCGUCUUAACUUCCACCUUUAUAUGGCUCUCAAAAAGGGUCUCUUCAAACCAGGUGCAUGGUUUAAAGGUAUCCUUAUUCCACUUUGUGAAUCUGGAACAUGUACCCUUCGAGAAGCAGUGAUUAUUGGGAGCAUUCUUACAAAGUGUUCUGUCCCUGUUCUGCACUCCAGUGCUGCCAUGCUGAAGAUUGCUGAGAUGGAGUACAAUGGAGCCAACAGUAUCUUUCUACGCCUGCUGAUUGAUAAGAAGUAUGCACUUCCUUUCCGUGUGCUUGAUGCUCUGGUUUUUCACUUUCUUGCUUUCCGAACAGACAAGAGGGACCUGCCAGUGCUGUGGCAUCAGUGCCUUCUCACAAUGUGCCAGCGAUACAAGGAGGAUAUGUCCUCUGAGCAAAAGGAAGCUUUGCUAGAGCUAUUACAAAUUCACUCCCACCCAUCGAUUUCGAAUGCAAUCAGACGUGAACUUGUAAACUCCAAAUCCCGUGAUAUGGAGGCUGGGGCUCCCCUGGGAUUUGACUGAGACUAGCACAUACCAGCACAAUGGCUGGGUACAAGUAGUAUACUUUCAUAAAUAAUUUUGCUGUGUAUGUUGAAUUUCAAUUAAUAGACCUGCAGAGUGAUUCAUUCAUAGAUAAAGGACAUAACCUGUAUAAAGCUGGUAUUUCAAGUUGAGUAUAAUUCACUGGAAAGGUAGUUAGAAAGCUUUCUGAAUAUUUUUGAACAUCAAUGCCAACUAAACAAUUUUGGGUUGUA
Messenger RNA from Spea bombifrons (plains spadefoot toad), 1570 nucleotides. RefSeq names its product bystin like (gene BYSL). Gene Ontology annotation, biological process: rRNA processing. Bases 36 to 1337 code for a protein of 433 amino acids. Gene Ontology annotation, cellular component: nucleolus; preribosome, small subunit precursor; cytoplasm. The record is from RefSeq and is a predicted model, not a curated record. Gene Ontology annotation, molecular function: snoRNA binding. NCBI's taxonomy places the organism in Eukaryota, Metazoa, Chordata, Amphibia, Anura, Pelobatidae. The transcript is spliced from 7 exons.